Molecule: messenger RNA, 5964 nt
Organism: Amoebophrya sp. A120
Lineage: Eukaryota; Dinophyceae; Syndiniales; Amoebophryaceae
Source: the annotation of a GenBank genome assembly
AUAUGUAGCAUAGAUUCACCUUCAGACAGCUCAGUCCCAGUAGUAGUCGAGAAUCCGUCAUCUUGCAUUUGUGAGAUGUAUGAGGAGCUUGUGGUCCUUUUCUAGCUUUCUCACAGAUUCUUCCGUUUAGAAGGUGUUGAACUAAGAGCGACACUACUUUGGAGAUUAUCGAUAUAAAUAUUUUUAUUGCUGAUCUUCUGGAUCUUCUCGUGAGAGCUACUCCUUGUAAAUUCGGGUUCGUCGGCAAUGCCCGUGUGGGCCCUUAUUGGCGUUGCCCUUACGUGGCAGGCCAACGACGAUUGCAUCAAGCAUUUUGGAAUGUCGAUUCCAGAGUCGUUGUUACGUUUAGCCCAAAAGGGGCGCGAAGUCAUUCGGGAUAUUAACGACUCGAUGCGGUUUGAAUGGAGCAGUGAGUUCAAAACUCAUCGGGCUGGAGACCUUGAGUUUCUGCUUUCAGUUUCCCUCCGUAGUGAUCAAUCACGAGAGGAGCGAGACCCACACGAAGAGGAGGCUAAACAAGGACCCGGCCUACCAUCUUCGGGUGGAGCGGGGGAAAGCUUCGCUGUCACGAACAGGAAAUCCGACACGAGCCGUAUGUGGAUCCACGACGCUGGCGUGCACUAUGCGUACCGCCAGAGUUCUUUGCCUUCGGCUGUGAUGAUGGUGAUAAGUUCAUCGACGGCACUGACCACUUCAGCAGAAGACACCGUCUGGCAAUCUGCUGCUGUUUUUGAUGCCGGGCUUCUGAGUCCGCGCGCGCAACUCCAGAUGUACGACCGAGAGGUUCUGGCACUGCCAGCAGAUUUACCAGAAAGUAUCAGUACUGUAUUUACGUUUUGCUACUUUGGUACAGAUUCGACUUUCUUUCGUCUACAUUUACAUAUUUUUCUUUUUAUUUUUCGGAAGAGCCUACUAAUUUUAAUUUGUAUUUUUGAUUUUUCAGAGGACUCUCCGAACCAAGGAGAAACAAACAGAAUAAAUUUUCUCAACUCGUCCAAUCAUGCCAGGUCAACAUGACACCGGAGUCGUGCUCAUCCUCAACCGCACUCGAAUUAUUUCCGCAGUGGUGCCUCCAAAUGACACAGCGCUGCCCUCCUGGUCCCGGAACAGCACGAAUAUUGGUGUUCUUGCGGAAGUUCCAGUUGCCGUCACCGAGCUUCUGCGCCGCUCGGAUGGCACAGUCACCUUGUCCUUGAACACGUGGGACCGCUUGUUACGUCUUCAAUCUGUUCAACAAGAACAAGUUCGUCGCCGGUAUGCCAUGCGGAAAAAUGAAGAGGUAGGACGAGACGAAGGUGAUGCAGAUUUAGGACUAGAGCUGGAGGAGCGCGUCACUAGCGAACUGGUUCUGUCGUGGGACACUUUCUCGCUAACCAUGAUCCACAUGGUCAGAACAACCAGACGGCUUACGCCAGCAUCUGCGUCUGCCAGCGCAGCUUGUUGCGGACCAACAAAUAUUAAUCUGAUCACGCACAGCACUGGUUUACUGAAUGAGCACCAAACGACCUCGAAAUCGCAUUUCGUAGAUGACAGAAGAAAUGUUACGGUUACGGAUGGAGCCACGACAAAAUCUUGUACUAAGAGCGGCAGGGAACCCCAUGAAGAUGAUCGUGAGCGACAGGCUGGGAUGAUGGUACAAGUUAAAGAGCAGCCAGUGCUUGGAGUGGCAGGCGCGGCCGGCAUUUCUUGGCAGCAACUGCAACAGGAUUCCCCUGCGGUUCCAGUAGCUGCAACUGGGAAUAAUUCAACUACUCCUACUCGUACUCCAUCGGUGGAAAAAACUACUGGCACUGUCAUUCUUGCGAAUGCUGCUCCUGUGUCUUUUUUUUCACGCCUUUUUCGUCGGGCCCAGUGCGUGUCUUCAAGAAGUGCACCAAUUUGUAAUCGCAUGGAGGACGUCCAUGGAUUCAACGUUCGGUCUGCUGUCCAACACUUUCGCUUGCCGCGGAGUACGCGCCGGAUAUUUCGAUUUCCUCGGGCUUCGAAGCACAGGCAUGACAGCACAUGGACCACGGGGGACAAAAGCAGUCGCAACAACGCCGGUUCCGAUCAGGCCAGCGCUGAGACCACGUCGAGCUCGAGCAACAUCAACGAAAUACUGCCCUCACCUCGUGUCACAAUCGACAGCGCGUUCACCAAGCAAGACCCGCUGCAACGCGAGAGUCUUGGAGGAGAGCCAGCGCGGGUUGCUCUACUACACGAUGCUGACAUGCAACGGCCAGGGCUACUUGAAUCGGCAGCAACAGGAAGACGAGGACCUGCUCACGAGAAGGAAGAAAUCGCAGUGCCAUUGGCUAUAGCGGCAGAAGAACGCGCGAGCGAGAAGUCGUCCUCCCCCUUGUCGAAAAAUAACGAAAGCAAAAAUGGUGCUGAUGAUCGUGAUGAUGAUCUUCACGACGCACGCCGCAAGGACAAGGCUGCGAAACACGUCUUCAAAGACGGAGCCAGUCGUCAUGAAGUAGAUCAUGAUCCGAGUAUGGGCGCUGUCGUUCUUGACGACUCACGCACCACAGCAGAGAUGCGGAAACCGGUCGUACGCGUACCGGAAAUCACAAAGCAGCACAGAACCCCAAGCUACGCAGGGAUGGUCGAAGAGGAAGAUGGACAAGCCAAAAGAACCAAGCCGAGCCGGAAGAUGCUGCAGCACCAGCAGGGGUCUGAUGAUUCCGUUAUCUUCUUACGUGAACAACAAAUGCAACAACUUGGAGUUGGACAGCGGCACUCCAGCGACGCAGAGGCAGAUGCUGUUGCUAGUGGAUUAAAGCAUGAAAACAUGUCAGACGUGCUCGGCCGAGAUGGAGAGGCAGUUAAGCUAGAUCACAGGAGUGGUCUUUACGAAGCGCAGCCCGCAGCUGCUCGAGCACCAGCGCGGGACAGCAAGCACACAGCGAAUCGUGACUUCCUCAGAGACGACAACGACAAUAUACAGGAGUUCCAGACCGGCUGGUACAAGAUAAAUAUGUGUUAAUAUUGUCACCCUCAGGCGCAGCAUUUGCUGAGAUUGAGAUAUGAAUGAAAUAAGACGAAAUAUAUUGCCUGUUCACUCAAUGACAGUGAAUGCAUGUACGAAAUACGACAGCUGAUUUAUUUCGGUGAAUCCCAAGGAAAAUCAAUGUUUUAGAGCAAGCUCACAUCAACCCUCAUCCUCAAGUAAGCGUCGAAGAUAGAAGCUGUCCGGUUCGUUGGUUCUGACGUCCUGACCGAAAAGUCACGCUCCGUUGCUGCAGCGCCCUCACUCGCAAGCUGGAGUGGGUGCGCUGACCAGUGAGUGCGGCGCGCGACAGCGCAGCGCGCCUGCCCGCGAUUCCCGACAAAGGGAUACGCCGCGCCGGUGCCGGUGACAAAAGGAUUCCCGAAAAAGGGCUUUGCCGUUGCGCGUCGCGGGCGGGGGAGCCCCGUAUUUGCUGGACCAGGGCGGGCGACAGUGCCGACGACGGACUCGUAGGAAAAGAUCUGGGUUUGGGGCGCCGGAGAUACGGACCUCCAACCGGCCGGUUUAUCCGUAGAUGAUAAGCAACCCCGGUGCCGGUGGGCAGUUUGUUAGCCAUGAGGUUUGUGAUCCGCCCACUAUGUAUAAUUGCUUCCAUGAUAUCCAUUCCGACUCUUUCACGCCGCCGCUAGACGCAGCACAAGUUGUAGAACCGUGCACAUGUCAGUCGGUCAUUUGGAGGUGAAGAUUACGCAGAGUAUUCGUUGUCGGAGAAGUGUAGAAAUUUCAGGGAGGGGGGUACUUCGUACUUGUGCGCGCGCAUGAGCAGGUAGAAGUCUAAACAUGACAGGGGGAGGUGCAUAUUUCUCGAAAAUUAGUACGGGAUCCGGUAUCGCUACUAGUAGUAUGAUUUAUGGAGGAUGUCAGUAUCACGAAGGCAAUGGCAAAAAUGAAAAUCAUAUAAAAAAAAAUAAAUAAACAUAAAACAUCUGUUUCUCUCAGGUUUUCCUUCUCUCGGCCUUCUGUAUUCGCGCGGUUUUUCGGCUUCCUGGCAGGAUGUUUAGUCAUCAGUAUCCUUGUCUUCCUUGGAUUGAAAUCCCAGAAGCAAAACGAAAACCUGAAGCUGAAGUGCGAACCCCAUGAAGUUGCGAGCGAAGAUCAGAAUGAGGAUCCUACAUCUGCAAGUCCCUUGCUUGAUUCGAAGUCUGCGUCGAAUGGCAAUGGGGCCGAUGCUGCAGGUAGCUCCCCUCGUUUUCAACAAGAACAUCGACAAGACCCGGCGGAGUCUGUCGACGGCCGACAGGAGGACGAGGAGCGAACGAGCAACGGCGGGAACGAAUCACCAGUCGGAAUAAUUUCUGCUCCGGACGAUGUCGAUGAUCAUGAAGAUGAUGAUCGCCAGCGCCAUUCUAUAAGCAGUACAGCUCCAUCAAAGGCGAAACGGACUACAUCUACAUCGGACGAGGAGCAGCUGCAUGAGGCCGCUCACGACGCUCAUUGUCUGGAGGACACUCCCCUUGAGCAGCGAAGUACGAAACGUACACUUUCGAAAUAUGCGCCGGGCAGUGCUGUCGUGGUCGGGGUCGCGCACCACGACGUCGCACAAGUGGUGAUACACGCUCCUGAGCUAGACGAACACGUUGAUGCAAAAGUAGCCGCAGACCACGAUGUGGAGUUACUAGAGGAUCUUUACCACGGUGGUACUGAAGGGGUAAGAGUCAACAAUUUCUUCAACAACUACGCAAGUUCGCCAUCGACCUGGAGCAGCGGAAGUGGAGACGUCAGGAGUAGGCCAUCGCGUUUGCAAAAGAACAUGGACGCGGGAGCCGUGAAACAGUGGUGGUUGAGCAUCGCCGAACAAUUUUACGCCGCGGCCGGUUCAGCAGCCGCCCUCGGAUCAGCAGCGGCAGCUGGUGGCCCCGACAUGAAUUCCUUCGUCGAUCAAGAUGAUGACGAGGACCUGCAUUCGUCUGCUGCUGACUCUGAUGUCGAUGAAAACGAAGACAGCUGCAUGAGCAUGAGGAGCAAGGACGAAUCCGAGGGCUACGUUAGCAGGACCGAGCUGCUGAUCGGGCGACUACCACAGAUGUAUGGUCGCGAGGGCCAAGAAAAAACCAUCACAGACACAAUCGACGGCGACAUUUGGUCGUUGUCGUGGUGCGUCGGCGAAGGCGAAACGGCGUCGGGUUCCGUCGCAGGUGUGCCAGAGCUGGAUGCGUCAAGGAGGCCAAGCAGAAGUGGCUGCCGGGUGAUUCGAUACAGACAACUUGGCCAGAGUCCUGCUGCUUUCGCCGCGCUGCUGUACGAGAUGAACGAAGGGGGUAGUACCGUUUUGUCUCAAGGGAUUGUUUUGACGCGAGCUUGAUGGCCGUACUUUCGCAGCGUUUGGUUUAGGUUCUGUGAAGACGUUCAUCACCAGCAGACCACCAGAACGCAAAAAAUGAAACGCUCUGCUCCUUCCUUUUCCUCCUCUUCCUUCAUUUCUGUCAUGCUUAUUUUCCUUUCUGCACAAAGAUGCCUUCUAUUGCUUUCGCCCUUGCACAUGAUUCCACUUCCAGAUUUAAACACAUGAGUGCAAGUUCCACACUAUGAUUAUCUAAUUUUCAAAACAGGAAGUAGUUUUCUUAGCGUAGUGCUUUUUAGUUUUAGUUUUAUGUUGUUUACUUCAAAAUGCUUUUAUUUUUGUAACUCUCUACUGAGGUUCUGCCCAAGCCGUAGAACACGUGCAAAACACGCGUGUUAGCCCUGCCGCCACGUCCCGCACCGCCCCGCCAUGGCUUGGCCAUAUGACCGGUUUGGGGCGCCCAGAAUCAGAAAAUGCUGGCCGUCCCAAAUCCGUCCCAAAUCUGUCACAAUUUAAAUCACAAACCGCAUGGCAUGACGUUAAAACAACAACAGCAGCUCAUGCUUCUCUUUCUUGACAGAUAUUAAAGAAGCUACGUGCAUUAAUUUUCUGGCAUCUUUUUUCAGCAUGUAUAGUAUUGUGGUUGUCAUCAGAGUUGGAUGCUCACUUUGUGUGUACAUUUAUUUUUGCC